This is a messenger RNA of Populus trichocarpa (black cottonwood), 3106 nucleotides long. Its product is annotated as putative disease resistance protein RGA3. Gene Ontology annotation, biological process: defense response to other organism. The transcript is spliced from 5 exons. Lineage: Eukaryota; Viridiplantae; Streptophyta; Magnoliopsida; Malpighiales; Salicaceae. The record is from RefSeq and is a predicted model, not a curated record. Bases 86 to 2959 code for a protein of 957 amino acids. Gene Ontology annotation, molecular function: ADP binding.
UCCUUCCCUUCACCCUCUCUUUCUCUCUGCUCAUCCCAUCAUCAUUGCUUCUCUCUCUCUCUUUCCAAUCAGAACUAAACAGACGAUGGCUGAGGCACUUGUAUCUCCGAUCUUGGAGCAGUUAACCACGAUCGUUGCUCAACAGGUACAAGAAGAGGUGAACCUAGUAGUGGGUGUGAAGAAACAUGUCGACAAGCUGAAAAGCAAUCUCCUUGCUAUCCAAUCUGUCCUUGAAGACGCAGAUAGAAAACAAGUGAAGGAUAAGGCUGUAAGAGAUUGGCUAGACAAGCUCAAAGAUGUAUGCUAUGAUAUCGAUGACGUGCUUGAUGAAUGGAGCACUGAAAUUCUUACAUGGAAAAUGGGGGAUGCUGAACAAUAUACUGACAGCCUACAGAAGAUGCGAUGUUCCUUCCAGAGAUCUCCUUGCUUUUGUUUCAAUCAAGUGGUUCGACGUCGGGACAUUGCCCUUAAUAUCAAAGAAGUUUGUCAAAAGGUGGAUGAGAUUGCCAAAGAGAGAGCAAUGUUUGGCUUUGAGUUGUACAGAGCCACUGAUGAACUCCAACGAAUAACAAGUACCUCCCUUGUUGAUGAAUCAAUCGUGAGUGGUCGAGAUGAUGAAAGGGAAGCUGUAGUAAGCAAGUUGCUGGGCGAAAGUAUUCAGGAAGCAGGGUACGUGGAGGUCAUCUCUAUAGUAGGGAUGGGCGGGAUUGGAAAAACAACUCUCGCCCAACUAGCUUUUAAUGAUGCUGAGGUUACGGCUCAUUUUAAGAAAAAGAUAUGGGUGUGUGUUUCAGAUCCAUUUGAUGAGGUUAGGAUAGCAAAAGCUAUCCUUGAGGCGCUUCAAAGGGGUGCACCGAAUUUAGUUGAAUUGGAAUCCCUUUUGCAAAGUGUUUCUGAAUCAAUUAAGGGAAAGAAGUUCCUUCUUGUCCUAGAUGAUGUCUGGACAGAAAAUCAUGGACAAUGGGAACCACUGAAACUCUCUCUCAAAAGCGGUGCACCAGGAAGCAGAAUUCUAGUGACCACUCGUAAACAUUCUGUGGCAACCAUGAUGGGAACCGACCACAUGAUCAACCUUGAGAGACUGUCUGAUGAGUUAUGCAGGUCAAUAUUCAAUCAGGUGGCAUUCCAUAAAAGAAGCAAAGAUGAGUGCGAAAGAUUGACAGAAAUCGGCGAUAAAAUUGCAAACAAGUGCAAGGGCUUGCCUCUAGCUGCCAAGGUAUUAGGAGGUCUAAUGCAGUCUAAAAGAACAAGAGAAGAGUGGGAACGUGUUUUAUCUAGCGAACUGUGGAGGCUAGAUGAGGUUGAUAGAGAUCAAGUUGAACGACGAAUAUUUAUACCUUUGCUCUUGAGUUACUACGAUUUACCUUCUGUGGUAAGACGAUGUUUCUUGUAUUGUGCCAUGUUUCCAAAAGACUACGAGAUGGACAAAGAUGAAUUGGUGAAGAUGUGGAUGGCUCAGGGUUACCUCAAGGAGACUUCAGGUGGAGAUAUGGAGCUUGUAGGAGAGCAGUACUUUCAAGUCUUAGCAGCGCGCUCUUUCUUCCAAGAUUUUGAGACGGAUGAGGAUGAAGGAAUGACAUUCAAGAUGCAUGAUAUAGUGCAUGAUUUUGCCCAAUAUAUGACAAAAAAUGAAUGUCUAACAGUGGAUGUCAAUACACUUGGAGGAGCAACAGUGGAGACUUCAAUUGAAAGGGUUCGUCAUUUAAGCAUGAUGCUGCCCAACGAGACCUCUUUUCCCGUGUCCAUUCACAAAGCAAAAGGUCUUCGCAGCCUCUUGAUCGACACUAGAGACCCUUCGCUUGGAGCUGCACUGCCUGAUUUGUUCAAGCAGUUGACAUGCAUCAGGUCAUUGAAUUUGUCAAGGUCUCAAAUCAAAGAAAUACCAAACGAGGUAGGGAAAUUGAUACAUUUGAGACACCUCAAUUUGGCAUGGUGUGUAGAGUUGGAGUCCCUGCCAGAAACCAUUUGUGAUUUAUGCAAUCUGCAAUCCCUAGACGUUACUUGGUGCCGGUCUCUCAAGGAAUUGCCCAAGGCGAUUGGAAAACUUAUCAAAUUGAGGCAUCUCUGGAUUGAUAGUUCAGGAGUGGCCUUCAUACCAAAGGGAAUAGAGAGGAUAACAUGUCUUCGAACAUUAGAUAAGUUUACUGUGUGUGGUGGUGGUGAGAAUGAAAGUAAAGCAGCUAAUCUAAGAGAAUUAAAAAACUUAAAUCACAUUGGAGGGAGUCUCAGAAUAGACAAAGUAAGAGAUAUAGAAAAUGUGAGAGACGUCGUGGAUGCACUACUCAAUAAGAAGCGCCUACUUUGCUUGGAAUGGAAUUUCAAGGGAGUGGAUUCCAUCUUGGUGAAAACAGAGUUGCCAGAGCAUGAAGGCUCUUUAAUUGAAGUUUUACGGCCUCCGUCAGACUUGGAAAAUCUAACCAUACGGGGUUACGGAGGGUUGGAUUUGCCAAAUUGGAUGAUGACAUUAACCAGAUUACGGAUGCUUUCACUUGGUCCUUGUGAAAACGUGGAGGUCUUGCCUCCGUUGGGAAGAUUGCCCAACCUUGAACGCCUGCUGUUGUUCUUCUUGAAGGUGAGAAGGCUGGAUGCUGGGUUUUUAGGUGUAGAAAAGGAUGAGAAUGAAGGAGAAAUUGCAAGGGUCACUGCUUUCCCCAAAUUAAAAAGUUUUCGGAUUAGGUAUCUCGAAGAAAUAGAAGAGUGGGAUGGAAUUGAAAGGAGAGUGGGAGAAGAAGAUGCCAACACAACUUCAAUAAUAUCCAUUAUGCCACAACUUCAAUAUUUGGGAAUUCGCAAGUGCCCAUUGUUGAGAGCACUACCGGACUAUGUUUUGGCAGCGCCUCUACAGGAAUUGGAGAUAAUGGGUUGCCCCAAUCUAACAAAUCGUUACGGGGAGGAGGAGAUGGGUGAAGAUUGGCAAAAGAUUUCUCACAUCCCAAACAUUUAUUUUCAUGAUAUAUAGGUGAGAUGGGUGAAGACUUGGAAGCUAAACCAUUCAUCUAUAAGAGAUGAUACCCAUCGAUUUUGUGGAUUAAAUCCAAAUAAAGUUAACUAAACCUAACACAAAAAAUCUUCAACAAUAAAUAUGAUUUCUGUUAGUGAAAGACAA